Molecule: messenger RNA, 2382 nt
Organism: Chionomys nivalis (European snow vole)
Lineage: Eukaryota; Metazoa; Chordata; Mammalia; Rodentia; Cricetidae
Gene: Kcnip2
Product: potassium voltage-gated channel interacting protein 2
Exons: 10
Coding region: 250-1062 (270 amino acids)
Biological process (GO): regulation of potassium ion transmembrane transport
Cellular component (GO): voltage-gated potassium channel complex
Molecular function (GO): calcium ion binding; potassium channel regulator activity
Source: RefSeq, a predicted model, not a curated record
UCGGCUUUCUGCUCCACUCUGCCUCCCGCUCCACGCUACGUUGCUGCCCAAGACUCUCGCUCCUGCCCCAGGACCCCGUGGUGGGCCCUAAAACCCAGCGAGUUCCCAGACAAAAGCCCUGUCAACCCCUACUCCCGGCCCCCAGCCCCGGCAGGUCGCUGCGCCGCCAGGGGGCGCCGUGUGAGCGCCCUAUCCCGGCCACCCGGCGCCCCCUCCCACGGCCCAGGCGGGAGCGGGGCGCCGGGGGCCAUGCGGGGCCAAGGCCGAAAGGAGAGUUUGUCCGAAUCCCGAGAUCUGGACGGCUCCUACGACCAGCUUACGGGCCACCCUCCAGGGCCCACUAAAAAAGCCCUGAAGCAGCGUUUCCUCAAGCUGCUGCCGUGCUGCGGGCCCCAAGCCCUGCCCUCAGUCAGUGAAACAUUAGCUGCCCCAGCCUCCCUCCGCCCCCACAGACCCCGCCCGCUGGACCCAGACAGCGUGGAGGAUGAGUAUGAACUCUCCACCGUGUGUCACCGGCCUGAGGGGCUGGAGCAGCUGCAGGAACAAACCAAGUUCACUCGCAAAGAGUUGCAGGUCCUGUACCGAGGCUUCAAAAACGAAUGCCCCAGCGGCAUCGUCAACGAGGAGAACUUCAAGCAGAUAUACUCUCAGUUCUUUCCCCAAGGAGACUCCAGCACCUAUGCUACUUUCCUCUUCAAUGCCUUUGACACCAACCAUGAUGGCUCUGUCAGUUUUGAGGACUUUGUGGCUGGUUUGUCAGUGAUCCUUCGGGGAACCAUAGACGAUAGACUGAACUGGGCCUUCAAUUUAUAUGACCUCAACAAGGAUGGCUGUAUCACCAAGGAGGAAAUGCUUGACAUCAUGAAGUCUAUCUAUGACAUGAUGGGCAAGUACACAUACCCCGCCCUCCGGGAGGAGGCCCCAAGAGAGCACGUGGAGAGCUUCUUCCAGAAGAUGGACAGAAACAAGGAUGGAGUGGUGACCAUCGAGGAGUUCAUUGAGUCUUGUCAAAAGGACGAGAACAUCAUGAAGUCCAUGCAGCUCUUUGACAAUGUCAUCUAGCCCCCGGGGACAGGGGUUAGUGCAUUCUGGGGGUGACCAUGCUCUAGUCCUAGUUCAGGUGAACCUAACCCUUCUCUCCCAGGUCUCUCCUCAUUCUACCUGUACCCUGGGGGCUGUAGGGAUUCGAGGUCCUGGGGCUUCCGUAGUCCAGAUCCCCCGGAGCUAAGUGGCAGUUGUGGGCAAAGUCCAUCUGGGAGUGGGCGCUCCCCACUCCGGACGGCUCUCAUCCCCUUCUCGCCGGACACCCAGUGCUGAGUACGCUGAGGCCAUCCUGGUGUAGGGACUGAGUGGUUCCUCACCUCCCACCCCCACUCUAGAAACCACAUUAGACUGAAUGUCUCCUGCUAUGGUGCUUCCCCCAUCCCUGAUCCCAUAGAUGCCCCUCUAAGAUUCCUUUUUCAGAGAACAUGUCUGCCCAUGUCCCUGGCUGGCUUUGCAACCUGGCCUUUGAGGGUCCGUAAGAGGGGGGACAAGAAAGUAGAGCCAGUGAUUGGGUCCUAGGAAUUGUUUGGAGUGGAAAACAAAAAGCCUGGGCAGGUUCCGAGAGCCCAAGUGGGACUGCCACUGCCAGGUUCUAUGGGUCUAAUGGCCCCGGAUAGCAGAAUAUAAGUUACCUGACUUCCCAGAAGGCCUUAUGUCCUUAGCAAUGUCCCAGAAAUUUACCAUAAACUUCCAGUGUCUUAGGAGAGUCUGGGAUCCAGAUAUCUGGUUCCUCCCGGAAUCCUCUCUAUCCUUCUUGCUUGUGUGAUGAGAGUGGUGGCCAGGGGAAGAUGAGUGGAAGGUGUCCCGGACCAUGCCUUCAAAGUCCCAUCCUGCCCUCCUGCCUGUCACCUGUUUUGAUGGCUUCGGUUUCAAUUUUCCAUGGCCUCUACAUUUAGAGGUGUGGAAUCAGGGAUUUUCCUGAAUUUGAGUCUUAACCACUCCUCCCAGUGGCUGCCUUAGGGGAAUGGGAGGACAAAGGCAGGCAUAUCUGAACCCAGUAUGGGGGCACUCAUUGGAAUGGUUGCCCAACCCUCCACAAUGCCCUAGGAUGCCCUAGGGUCCCUCUCCCCCUCUUUAAUCUACCCAGAGAUGCUCCUGAGCUCACCUAGAGGGCAGGGACCCUAGGAUCCAGGUUGGAUCUUUUUGUCAGCACCCUGCCAUGAUGCUGCCCCUCUUAAUAUACCGGCUUGUCUCAUUCCUCACCUUCCCAGUCAGCUAGGGUCUGAGGGGAGGGGCCGCACAGAGCCCCCUCCUGUCAGACAUUGCUGACUGCUUUGCAUUUUGGGUUCUUCUACAUAUUUUGUAAAAUAAGACACCAGAUCCAAUAAAACAACGGCU